Sinocyclocheilus anshuiensis is the source of this 1012-nucleotide messenger RNA. RefSeq names its product mitochondrial fission 1 protein. Gene Ontology annotation, biological process: autophagy of mitochondrion; peroxisome fission; mitochondrial fission. The transcript has 5 exons. Lineage: Eukaryota; Metazoa; Chordata; Actinopteri; Cypriniformes; Cyprinidae. Gene Ontology annotation, cellular component: peroxisomal membrane; mitochondrial outer membrane. The record is from RefSeq and is a predicted model, not a curated record. Bases 80 to 538 code for a protein of 152 amino acids. Gene Ontology annotation, molecular function: protein binding.
UACGUUUGCUUGCCAACCGCCACUAAAUCAAAAGAAGAAGAGGAACAUCCGUUGUAAACACAUAAUAAUUUUCGUUAUCAUGGAAGCUGUUGUUGAUGAGGUUGUUGCCCCAGAGGAUCUGGAGAAAUUUGAGAAGAAAUACAAGGCAGAGUUAUCAAAGGGUUCUGUGUCUAAAGACACGCAGUUCGAGUAUGCGUGGUGUCUGAUCAGGAGCAAACACCCGGAGGACAUCAAGAAGGGAAUAGUGCUGCUCGAUGAACUUAUCCAUAAGGGUACCAAGGAUGACCAGCGGGAUUAUCUGUUUUACCUGGCUGUUGCCAAUUAUAAGCUCAAGGAAUAUGAGAGAGCUCUGAAAUACAUCAAGAAUUUACUGAGGAAUGAACCAGGAAAUUCUCAAGCUGAAGAACUGGAGAAACUCAUUGAUAAAGCCAUGAAGAAAGAUGGGCUGGUUGGAAUGGCAAUUGUUGGUGGCAUUGGCCUGGGUUUGGCUGGAUUGGCUGGUCUCAUUGGUUUAGCUGUGGCUAAGAAAUCUGCAUAAGAGGAUGCGCCGAGCCAAAUCAUAAUGCCUUGCAAAUGAGAAAAGUAUUAAGCCAUUUUUUGGGUUUAGAGUCAUCAUGACACUGACAGAGAACAGAUUAACUCGCUGUUGCCUUACUAACUUUUCCUCCAGAUAAAGCCAGUGCUUUUUAAAGUCAGAAAAAUUUCACAUUUAUAGCAAAACAGAGCUGCACCUUUUCACAUUGCUCUUAAGAAAAAAGUAGGAACGCCCACAAUAUCUUUUUUUUGUCACGAAAUGUAUAAAAGGGAUUUAAUAAUAUAGAUCUUAAAACAUAUAGCAUUUAAUUGUUUGAACUUAUUUAUUCUUUGUAUCUGUAAUAGUUUUAGCUUAUUUAUUCUUUGAUUUUGGUACAAAUGCCCUGUACCAUCACUGAGCAUGCAAAAAUAUAGAUAUACAUCAGCAGCUGCAAUGGAAAAUUAAUUAAAUUGUUCAUUAACUAAAUAUAUAUAUAUA